CCAAUCAGCUCGCAGCGAGCUUGUUUAUUUGUCAUCUGCUUCCUUGUUUUUACUUCAGCUCGACACAGAGCAGAUACAGAGCUGCUACUAUUUCCGCUGUCCAACUACCUCACAGAAUAUGUUGAAGGACGGAGUGCUCACAAAUGUGCCUUUUGGAUGGGCUGCGGGUGGAAACUUAACUACGUUGUGCCCCAACGGGUCCAAAUGGGUCUGGGAAGGUCUUGGAGAAUGCGCCCAGGAUGCAAGGGACAUGGCCAGUGUCUACCUGGGCCUACUGUCUAUCCUCUGCUUCAUGAUGUCCUCGCUGCCGCAGUAUUACAGUUCGUGCAAAACGGGAAAUAUGGACAGCGCUCUCUCCAUUUGGUUUCUGCUCCUGUGGUUGGGAGGUGACACGUGCAAUCUGGUGGGAUCCUUUUUGGCAGACCAGCUUCCACUUCAGACAUACACUGCUGUUUACUAUGUUUUGGCGGACUUGUUAAUGUUGGCCAUGUAUUCAUACUACAAGAUGAAGAACAGAAUGGUUGAAAACAGGAGGGUUUUGCACGUGUUUGGUGUAGCAUGCGUCCUGGGCUUCACUACAAGUUUCGCCAACCUUCCAGGGUUGCUCCCCACCCAACAGGAAGUCUCCUUGGCACACAAGGGGCGGACGCUGCUCUCAAGCGCAGAUGUUGGCGCGUCUUUUACCCCCAAAGAAAUCAUCGGCUUCUCUAUUGGCUCGGUGUCAUCAGUGCUCUACCUCUUUUCCAGACUUCCGCAGAUUUACACUAAUUUCAAGAGGAAGUCAACCAAGGGGGUCUCUUUCUUCCUGUUUGCUCUGGUAAUCCUUGGAAACACGACAUACGGCCUGAGUGUGCUGAUGAAGAACCCUGACCAGGGUCAAGGAGAAAACAGCUACGUGAUCCAUCACCUGCCCUGGCUCAUCGGAAGUCUCGGAACGCUUGUCCUGGACCUCUUUAUCUCCGUGCAGUUCUUUAGCUACCGCAAAGCUGCAUACAGGCUGGACGUCAGCACCUCAGAGACGACGCCUCUAAUGGGGGGCUAGAAUGUUCCGCAAGCCACUCCUACAUUUAUUGCCUCUAAAAAAAUCACCAAAAAGGGUAAACAUUUCAUUUUUUUAAUUGUAUAGUUGUAUUUAUUAACUCCCUUUUUCAGGUAAAUGUUCUUUUAAAUAUUGUAGAUGAGAUUGCGCCUUUUUGUGGUUCAGUUUUAAAGGGAAUGGCGAAGAAUUCGCCCAUCGAGGUGUAACACUUUUUUUGUUUAAAUUGGAAACAAGUUGCCAAAUGCUUCUGCCUGAACCUCCCUGAUCUCGUUUACAGUACAACUGUAACUUGAAUCUUUGCUUAGAUGUUUUUCUGCCCUUAAAUGUAGAAAUUCUACAUGUUUGUGAAGCCCUGGAAUCUGAGGGGGAAAAAAAAAACGGUGCUUUGAUUUUGUGUAUUUUAAACACGUUUUAAUUUCAGUUUCGUGGUUUUAUUUGACCUUGUACUUAUUUUUAAAUAUGGACACCAUGAACAGUUUUAUUUGCACUGGUAAUGGUAAUGUCACAAACUACACAUAGUUUCAUGCAUGUUUAUUUUUCAAUUAUACUCAGCCCUCUCACGUAAUUUUUGCACAAGUUGGUUUUGUACUUUUAGUGGGGAAAAAAGUGUCAUUAGGUCAGUGUACUGUUAAAAAA
Molecule: messenger RNA, 1675 nt
Organism: Syngnathus acus (greater pipefish)
Lineage: Eukaryota; Metazoa; Chordata; Actinopteri; Syngnathiformes; Syngnathidae
Gene: slc66a1
Product: solute carrier family 66 member 1
Exons: 8
Coding region: 119-1042 (307 amino acids)
Source: RefSeq, a predicted model, not a curated record